AUGGCUCUCUAUGAGGCUCUAUACGGGAGGAAGUGUCCAUCGCUAGUAUGUUGGGCCGAAGUAGGAGAGAAGAGUAUUCUUGGACCGGAGAUUAUACAAGAAACUAACGAGAAAGUCAAGAUGAUCCAAGAUAAUCUUAAGAAAGCCCAAGACCGACCAAAGAAUUAUGCGGACAAACGGAGGAGGCCAUUAGAUUUUGAAGUUGGAGACCAUGUGUAUUUGAAGGUCACUCCGAGAUUGAGAUUGGGAGGACUGUUCAAAACGCGUAAGCUCAGCCCAAGAUACGUGGGACCUUAUCAGAUUCUCCAAAAGUUUGUACCUGAUGCCUUUCAUCCUAUUAUUCUGAAUUCUGUUGUGGUGGAACUAGAUCUUUCCUAUGAUCCUCAACCUUGUCGUAUCUUGGAGCAUGCUAGCAAGUCUCUACGGACUAAGGAGAUACCCCUAGUGAAAGUGCAGUGGGACGAGACGCGUCCUGAGGAAGCUACAUGGGAGCUUGAGUCAGAGAUGCGAGAAUCCUACCCUCACUUGUUCUGGUAA
Vicia villosa (hairy vetch) is the source of this 537-nucleotide messenger RNA. RefSeq lists its product as uncharacterized. The transcript is spliced from 2 exons. Lineage: Eukaryota; Viridiplantae; Streptophyta; Magnoliopsida; Fabales; Fabaceae. The coding region runs from base 1 to 537 and encodes 178 amino acids. The record is from RefSeq and is a predicted model, not a curated record.